AAGCUGACAAGUGGAAACGUCAACGACUCAAAUUGAAGGACAAGUUUUUUGCACGCUGCUUGAGAAAAAAUGUUACAUUUAAUAAAGCCAUUGAAUCAGACACCAGAGAAUUAGGAGUACGUAUAACAAUGGCUCUUCUUUCAGUUCAUUCUAUAGAGCUCUCUUUAAAAGUCUGUCAGGGAACAAACAUUCUGCUGAAAUAUUUUACAAUAAUCAUGGUCAUAUUUCUGCAUAUUCCUCAAACAUGCAAUGCUAGGAAGAGCAAACGCCACUGUCCUCCUUCUGCUUGUGGUCAUAUCCGUGACAUAAGCUACCCUUUUCGUUUAAACUCCGAUCCAAAACAUUGCGGUUUCUCAGAAGCUGAAUUAGCUUGUGAAGGUAACAAAACCUUUAUAUGGCUGUUCUCCAAGAAGUUGUAUGUGCAAGCCAUCAACUACCAUAACCAGACAAUUCGACUGGUAGAUCCAACGUUACAAAGAGAUGAUCUAUGCUCUCUAAUACCUCCUCAUCUUACCUUCCACCAUUACAAUACUGCACGCUUUCAUCCGCAUUAUAAUUAUACUAAAGGAUCAGAGAGUAAUAUUAAAAGAGCAGCAGAACCCAUCUUCAUGUUCAACUGUCCCUUUGCUAUUAAUACAUUUCUGGAAAUAAGUGGCUGCAAAUCAAGCAGAUACACUUAUUUAAAGAUUGGAGAAAUGAAUGCAUCUGAAGUCGGUGAUGGAUGCAGAGCAGAAUUUAUAGGCCUGACCUCUUGGCCUAAUAUUAAAGAUCAUGUCCACAACAACAUUAUUUCCCUUUCUGAUUUUCAUCAAGCGAUCCUCUAUGGUUUCGAGCUUUAUUAUAUCGGAUUUACAGAAUGUAUGGAACGUUGUGCUGUUACUUGGGGGUUUCAUGUGGUAUUUAACACUGAGAUUUGUGAUCGGCCUACCGUUCAUAUGUGUAUUUCUGGUGUUCAAAUUCAAAAGGAGACAUUUGUCGAUGUUUGAUAUGAUUGAACGCUUUCUUCAAACACAAAAUAAUUUCAUGCCACUCAGAUAUGAUUACUCCAACAUAAAGAGAAUGACCAGAGGUUUCAAAGAAAAA
Messenger RNA from Capsicum annuum, 1083 nucleotides. RefSeq lists its product as uncharacterized. NCBI's taxonomy places the organism in Eukaryota, Viridiplantae, Streptophyta, Magnoliopsida, Solanales, Solanaceae. The transcript is spliced from 3 exons. Gene Ontology annotation, molecular function: polysaccharide binding. The record is from RefSeq and is a predicted model, not a curated record. Bases 129 to 986 code for a protein of 285 amino acids.